Molecule: messenger RNA, 468 nt
Organism: Funneliformis mosseae
Lineage: Eukaryota; Fungi; Glomeromycota; Glomeromycetes; Glomerales; Glomeraceae
Source: the annotation of a GenBank genome assembly
UAAUUUUAAUUUCACCUUCUGAAUUGGAACUUAAUCAAGAACAGGAUAUUACUAUUCUAAAAACUGUAUUAAUCAUGAAGAAAUCUAUUAAUAAAAGAAUAAGAUAUGGAAAAUUAUGGGGAAUAGCACGCGAAGCUACAUUAUUUGCAUUGGAUUUUGACGAUCAUGAGAUGAAAUAUUUAUUACAAGAUUAUAUCAAUCGAAAAAAAGGGCAAAGUGAAUCAAUUUCAAUAAAUACUCAAACAGAAAUAUCUACAUUACCAUCUAUUGAAGAGCAUAAAGAACCAAUACUUUUUACUAAUAAAACGGAACAAAUGGAUAUUAAUGAUAAUACUGAAUCAAUUACUAAAAAACUUGAACUUCAAAACAUUCAAAAUCCACUUAAAACAAAGACCAAAGGACGUCCUCCAACAAAAAGGUAUAAAAGUAGUGUAGAAAUUGAACAAGGAAAUAGUAGAAAUACAAAAA